GACACAACGGAGGGCACUUUUUUCUGGUGAUUGAAGGGACCCGGUGCGGCUCCGAGCAUCUCCUUCCGUCCCUAUGCCGACCUGAACGCGUCGCACCGGCGUCGCUCGCCGCCGCCUCGCGGAUUUUAUUUAUAACCGGCACGAAAAUUGGAUGGACGCGCGCACUGGCAAGACAAUCCCGGAAAUAACAUGCGUACUCUCAGCCUGUCACGUACGCUCAGUGUGGAUUUGCAUUGCUGUAGGCUGCCGUAGAUCUCCUUCACAGCCUCAAAAUGUUUAAAAGGACACAAACUGCAACGCAGAUCAUUAAGUGAGAGUUGAAGGGUGAAAUAAAAGCAAGCAAAAGAGCACUUGGACAUGAAACUUCUCGCGGCAGAGAUCCUCUCCAUCAGAGAAAGCAGUGGCUCAGCUAGAAAAUGAAGCGAGGACGUGAGCUACGUGCGCAUCCAGCAGAUGACGAGAUGAAAUGGAGAGCUUGGGACACACGGACCUUUUAAACCCAAGCUCUUCCCGCGGAUCCGUCGCUGUUUCGCCCACGCAGGAGAGAGGGACCAGCGGCCAGCAGCUCAUCUGCGGGGCGGCAGAGAUUCACCGAGCGGACAUGGGGCUGAACGGUUUCUGCGUGGCGCCGGUCGGGAGUCCAACGGCCGAGGAGUUACUCGCGGGUCUGGCCUCUCAGACCGACUCACCCGCAAUCACAACCCCGACGAAGCAGUCCAAAACCGGCGUGCCACUCUACAACGGCGGGGUGGUGUCUCCGUCUGCCACCGUGGAGGGGAGCCACGCAGGCGUUAUGGCGCACACACCAAACGGUUGCCCGGCACAAAUGAAGGGGGUGGCCGGUGUAACAGGCGGCCCAAUGUACCCCAUCACCAGCAGAGCCUGUCUGGUGGAGAACGGGGACCGGACAGCUCAUGAGAAGUGCCCUUUAGUGAUGAGGAGGCUCAAUGGUGACCUGAAAGCCAGACAGGUGCUGCAGCAGAAACGGAGAGGUGGGGAGAACCGGGACAUGGGCCCAGCAGCUCUUAAUGGUCUCAUGUCAGGGUCACCGGGUUUGGGGAGUUCUGUGGACGCAGUUUGUGCUUCAGGAGACUUGGACUCAAAGCGGAGGAGGUUGGCUGAUGGAAGCGCUGCUCACAAGUCUACAGAGGUCUCCAGGGUGGCCCGGGCAGUCGCCCCGCUCACAGUCACAGUCAACAGUUCCUAUAUCAGCCAAAUGGCUAUCAGUCACGUGCCCUGUGUCACGCCCCAAUCUCCCUUCACCCCUCCUGCCCUUCACACUAACCAGCACAACGGACUCAUGGUGGCCCCCUCAGGUCCGCCAGCUACCCCCAGCCGAACCUCCCCUGUCGAGGCUGACGGCAUCCCGACCCCACCGCCUCCUGCAGGGGCUGGCUGGUCAGCAGAGCGCAUAGCCCAGCAGUACAUCGUCCCCUGCAUGAGAUACUACGGCAUCUGUGUGAAGGACAACUUCCUGGGCCCUCAGCUGGGCGAAAGGGUCCUGCAGGAGGUGGAGGUCCUAAACCAGAGUGGGAAAUUUCGGGGCGGGCAGCUGGUGAGCCAGAAGAGCAUUCCCUCCCGGAGCAUCCGGGGCGACCAGAUCGCCUGGGUGGAGGGACGAGAGCCCGGGUGCGGGAGCAUCGGGGUGCUGAUGGCUCACAUUGAUGAGGCUGUCAUGCACAGCGCUGCCAAUGGACAGCUGGGGGACUGUGUCAUCAAUGGACGCACUAAGGGCAUGGUUGCCUGUUACCCAGGUAACGGGGCAGGGUACGUCCGCCAUGUUGACAACCCUAAUGGUGACGGACGCUGCAUCACGUGUAUCUAUUACCUGAACAAGAACUGGGAUGUCAAGAAACAAGGAGGGAUGCUGCAGAUCUACCCCGAAGGCAAAAAUGUGGUAGCCAACAUCGAACCUCUGUUUGACCGGCUGCUCAUCUUCUGGUCUGACCGCAGGAACCCACACGAAGUCAAGCCAGCCUACGCCACUCGCUAUGCCAUCACAGUCUGGUACUUUGAUGCCAAAGAGAGAGCUGAAGCUAAAGAGAAGUACAAACUGGCAACGGGACAGAAAGGUGUUCAAGUGCCUGUCACUCAAAACAGCAGGACAUAAAUCUCAUCUAAUCACCCGAGAGCACUCUGAAAGUAUAAUGUGCCUUCCUGAACUGUUAAUGGACGUCGUGAUCAUAAAGGGAGACACGGUUAAAGUGUCAGUCAUCUCUGCAGCGCCAUGCUACUUCUGCAGUGUCGGCUGUCAGAUCCACGCCACCACCUGUGAUGUAAUGUUUUCCUGCCAUGUGAUUGGGCUGCUGAUCAAAGACGUGGCAGAUAUAGAGCACAAUGGACUGGAUUGUUUGGCAAAGGCGGGAUCAGAAUUGCGCAUCGUGGCGAAAGAAGAAGAGAAUGACUUUGACCUCUCACUGAAUCAUGUAUGAAGACAACAAACUGAAAACACAGACUCCUUCAUUUGAUUUUGUUGCAGUUUUGCCCGUUCAGUUAUCAGUGAUGUUGUGGCGUGUUGAGAAAUCAUUGUUUUACUCUGCUCUGGUGUCAUUUUCAAUUCAAACACAAGGAGAACGAUGGUGAAUCAGUGGACAGACAGUGGGGGGGGAGGGGCGCAAGGAGUAGAAAUCAGCGGCAUCAUGGAUGAAACUCCUUAUUUACCCUGGUCUGUGAUGCGGCCUCCUUGUCUCACGAUGUGGGCGAGUGUGUGUGUGUGGUCAGUGUAAAAGGCAGAGGCACAGAAACAAAAUAGCCUUUGCAUCAAGUGGUUGUCUUGCCACAAUGCAACAGAAAGAUGCCCUGUGGCACUCAGUCAGUCAGUCCUGGCUCAAGCACUAAACGUAAAGAUUACAGGGACGUACUUAAACCUUGCAUGAGGACAACUCUACACUGUACUUGUUUUUUUUCUAUAUAGCACACUAAGUAGAGUUCAGGAAGUAUUCCAGGACUUUAUUACAAUAUCUGGCGAGUAAUAAAAAAAACUUUUGCACCAGCCUCAAAAAGUUAGUGCUGCAAAAUGAAUGAAUAAUCCAGCAUGGAUGUUUUUUUUUUUUUUUAGUAGUUGUGAAACAGAUUUUUAAGAGUACACAAAGCUUUUCUACAUAUGUGACGUGCAGUGCUCUCUGUAUGACUGAAAUACACGGCUCACACUUGAGACAGGAGGCAAGCUGUGUAGUGACAGGGCUCAAAACAGGGUUUGGUGAAACUGUGUGUGUUUUUUGUGUUGGCGCGUGUGUGUGUGUGUGUGUGUUUGCGUGUGUAUGCUCAAUAGCCUCUCUUACCUGUUCUUAACGAGUUGGAUCCCCAGUGAGGACACUGUCAGACAAACCUCCAGCCCAAACGAACGCACACACCUGUACACUUAAGACCAGUAUAAAGCACAGAGUUAAGCAUACACUGUAUGUCAACUGCAGGAUCAAACUGCUGUCUGCACGUGUGUGGGACUGAGUGUUUGUGAGUCGACGUGUACUCGCACAUGUAUGUGACGCUGACUCAAAGAGGGUCACAGGUAUUGUCUCGGCGUGUUUGAUUGGUUAAAGAGAAGGUUGUUUAAAAAAGCACUUUAUUGUUUGAAAUGCCAUGCGUGAAUGAUAGAUAAAAUAUAAAUGAAAAUGUAGAUUAAUGCCUUUAUGCUGUGGAUAAUAUGGUCAUUCAAAUGCAAUAGAAACUAAAACAAUGAGAACAAAUGGAAAUUGUUUGCCUUAUUUUUUUUUCUUUUUCUUUUGGAUUAUUUAAUUAAAACAUGUCUGUUUUUGUACACAAAGAAUUUGUAAUUGAUUUACUGGGAAAAAAAAAAUCUUAGCUGAAUCCCAGUUUUACUCUGCUAGUGAGAUAAAACCAAGAGAGCAGCACACGUUUUCAAAAUUCAAUACAAUCUCAGUCAUAAGCUACACGAGGGAUCAAAAUACAGUUCAUUGCAGGGCAUAU
Chelmon rostratus (copperband butterflyfish) is the source of this 3927-nucleotide messenger RNA. It is a transcript of the gene egln2, whose product is annotated as egl-9 family hypoxia-inducible factor 2. The transcript is spliced from 6 exons. Gene Ontology annotation, biological process: peptidyl-proline hydroxylation to 4-hydroxy-L-proline; cellular response to hypoxia. Gene Ontology annotation, molecular function: L-ascorbic acid binding; peptidyl-proline 4-dioxygenase activity; ferrous iron binding. Lineage: Eukaryota; Metazoa; Chordata; Actinopteri; Chaetodontiformes; Chaetodontidae. Gene Ontology annotation, cellular component: nucleus; cytoplasm. The record is from RefSeq and is a predicted model, not a curated record. The coding region runs from base 467 to 2110 and encodes 547 amino acids.